UCUCGCUAUGACCAUCCCUCCAUUCCUCCAUUGAACUGCGGAACAUUCCAGUCUCUUGCUGAUAUCUUGAAUCAGCAGCAUUCCACAGGCCAAGGAUGGGUGUCGAGCCUCCAUUCAUUUAUGACCGACCCAGCACCUACACCUUUGGAGGUCCAACGCAGCGUGGAUUCAAUCCUAAAGCCGUGACGGAAGCAUCAUGGGCUCCAAGACCUGCGAACCCGAAGCCAGACGGACCAUUGAUUGACUUCAACAAACACCCUGACACGUAUGUGGUCGUGCCUUACGGCAACCUCAAUGCGAAGCCCAUUCCUCCUCACACCGAACGCCGAGUUACGAGAGCCCGUCGAUUGCAACUCCUCCUUCGAGUAUGUGGUUUGAUCGGAGCUGUAGGCUUACUCUUCUGCGUCAUCGCAAUCAACAAGGUCUCUUCGACAGUGGGCUGGAUCAUUCGAAUUGCACCUGCCGUUGCCAUUGUGCACACAAUCUACGGAAUCUAUCAUCUGUGUAAAGCUGCGACUGGUCGGACUCCUGGCUCGACUGCAAGCUACAUGGUCUUCGCGGGCGUGGUCGACUCCGGAUUGAUCCCGUUCUUUGUCUUUUCGGCAUGGCUGGCUCAUGCGGACUAUAGCGAGAAUAAAUACGGAUGGAGCACAUUGUUCAAUGACUCGGAGUUGUCAUACAAGAUUAUCUACGCUCUCUUUAUACUGUCAUGCACCGAAGGUGGUAUCAUAUUGGCGUCGUUGCUGUUGGACAUCUACCUCGGGUUGAAGUUUAAGCAGAUUGCCAGACUUCCGCCAGACCUGAACCCUUUGGAACCCAAUCUUACAUCUCGACACAAGCGGAACAAAUCCGAAGGCAUCACUGAGAAAAACAUGAAGGCUUCUGAAUUGGCUGCUAAGAGGGGUUCACAAGGAGCAGGCUUCAAGAGAGUGCCAUUCAUCCACACACGUACCGACUCAGCUGAUAGCGUCACGCUGUACGGUAGUGAGAAUGCUCGCAACUCAAGACUGGAAUUUCGAAAAGACUUAGAGGACAGUGAGAAAGAUCCAUGGCGAUGGUCGAGGUCUUCAUCGCCUGAACGGCCCAGCUCUGUCGUCAACCCGUCGCCUAGUUCGCGUACCGCUGGUGCUGGACUUGAUUACCGCCCGGAGCGUUCUUCUGGACUUGCCAAACAAACUUCUCGACCCUCUUCCUGGUUGUCAUAUCUGGACUAUGAAGGUGUCCCGAGUCUUAUGAGUGACGAGGCUACAGGUGAACUAGAUCACGAGGUCCGACCUGUCUCUCCUGUGUCAGCGCUCUCGGCACGAGAUACCUCGCCAGCCAAGAUGCAAACUGAACGAGGGAACUGGUAUCAAGGCACGGUCCGAAACAGUCAGGCACAGCUACCACCUAAUGGCAGUCAAAUCUUUUCGAACCCGAAGCACGCGAGCAGGAUGAGUUUGCACCAGCAGUUGCAAGUCCCUUCUCCAGAGCCACAGCCAAAGAGAAGCCGCGAGCCACUUGCCAUGAACCCUCCAACACCUAGCCGCCCUCAAUUCAACAAUGAGAACAUGUACUCGACGCCUCCACGACAGGCUCAAGCUGCGGACUAUACCAACAGACUCGUGCUACAUGACGCAAACGCUAAUGGCCAAGCACGACCUAAUGCUGGAUCACGACCAUCAAGCUUCAUUGGAAGCGGUGGUAAGGCUCGGUUCUAUGGCAGCUUGAGAUCUUCUGCUGGCUCAGUCAGCUCGCAGGACGACAAGAAAGAGGCCAGGGUCUCCAUGCGGGAGGUCGAGGAUCUGUACGAACGUACCAGAACCAUGCAGACGGAAAGCGAUUACAGUACAAACUUCGAGGUCUAUGCUUCCGACAGUGACGAUGAAAAGCUCUCGGCGAACGCUGGUCAUAUGCCCCAGAGUCAGUGGAAUGGUGUUCGACAAACCUCCAACUCCACUGGACAUGAUCUGGGCAGCGGCUAUGCUGGUCUCGGCUCAGACUUCGGCCAGGGUAUGGGUAGAAGACGUGAUGUCAGCGGCAAAAUGGCAGAAGAAGGCCGUGCGAGUCCUCCCAAAAAUGGUGCUGCUGGUUGGGCAAGAUUCAAAGGGUUGUAAUGGUCACGACGACAUCAAAAUUUGAAGAUGAAGGGCCAUACUGUGGGACUUGAUAUGCACAUGAGACAGGAGUUGAGGGAUAUUGGAUGAUUUCCGCAAGAGGAACGUCCGGGCUAGCGAUCAAGAAAUGAUAAUUGGGAAUGAUCGGACUUGGAUAGAACUGGACAUGGCGUCGGAAAUGCAAAAACGUGCUUGCUUGACUGGAAACCUGCUCUUGUUCGCAUACUCGAGCGCAGAGAGUGUAAUGUGACAGGCUUCAAAGCAUAUCGUGCGAUGGUAUGCCUUACUGUGCCGCGCGCAUCAAGAUCAGAUAUAGCAGAGGUGGAGCAGUCAGGGGGAGUCUGGUCGAACAUUGACAGUCUAUCACAAUGUAACCUUCUCGCUGUGG
Messenger RNA from Exophiala xenobiotica, 2484 nucleotides. RefSeq lists its product as uncharacterized. The coding region runs from base 96 to 2096 and encodes 666 amino acids. The record is from RefSeq and is a predicted model, not a curated record. NCBI's taxonomy places the organism in Eukaryota, Fungi, Ascomycota, Eurotiomycetes, Chaetothyriales, Herpotrichiellaceae. The transcript is spliced from 2 exons.